AACAAAGUAUAAAUACAGGAUCAGGAGUGGAAGAAUAACCAUAAUCCACUUGUUGUAACCAUGAAGCUGCUGAUCUCACUAGCCGUCCUCCUUGCUGUUUCCCUCGCAUCGGAAGAUGGAGAUGCUCCCUCACAGGACCUAACCUCCUCCCAAAUCAAGAACCUCCUCUCCAAAGCUACCCUGUACAACAGUCAAGGACGACAAGUAUCACUCGACAGUCUGCGAGGCAAGUACAUUGGUCUCUACUUCUCCGGAUACUGGUGCUCUCCUUGCAGGAAGAUGACUCCCGUUCUGACUCAAGUCAGGGAGAAACAAAAGAGCAGGUUCGAGAUCAUCUGGAUUACACGUGACCACUCCGAGACGGAAGCUAACAACUACUUCAGGAAGAUGUCGUGGCUGAGACUACCUUUCAACGAGGCAAGGAGUAUUGGUAAUGAGCUGUUCAGGGCGGUCAGACAGAGAUACAUUCCCACUCUUACCAUGCUGGAUCCUAACUUCAACGUUAUCAACUACAAUGCAAGGAGCCAGAUUGAGCGGGAUAGCUCCGGAAGAAACUUCCCUUGGAGAAGUUAGACAUGCUAGCAAGAAAACUGAAUUUUUUAAUUGUAUCCUAUUUAGAUUGUUUUAGCUUGUAAGUCUCAA
This is a messenger RNA of Bolinopsis microptera, 642 nucleotides long. Its product is annotated as tryparedoxin-like. The transcript has a single exon. Lineage: Eukaryota; Metazoa; Ctenophora; Tentaculata; Lobata; Bolinopsidae. Gene Ontology annotation, cellular component: nucleus. The record is from RefSeq and is a predicted model, not a curated record. Gene Ontology annotation, biological process: negative regulation of protein ubiquitination; negative regulation of Wnt signaling pathway. The coding region runs from base 61 to 573 and encodes 170 amino acids. Gene Ontology annotation, molecular function: thioredoxin-disulfide reductase (NADPH) activity.